This is a messenger RNA of Amoebophrya sp. A25, 5307 nucleotides long. The record is from the annotation of a GenBank genome assembly. NCBI's taxonomy places the organism in Eukaryota, Dinophyceae, Syndiniales, Amoebophryaceae.
AGCAUCAUGGCGUUGGCGUCGUGUACAACAACAAUGGGCCAUUUUAGCAGACAUUGCCCAAGUAAAAAAUGGCUUUAUUGCCCAAGUAAAAAACACGACAACUAGCAGAAUGUCCCCAGUACCAAAGGUUGCUAGGUUCCCAGCCUUCCUGGCGAGCUUGUUCCUGGUCUCCGUCCAAGGCUUGGCGCCGUCCAGUGCCGUUUUGGGUGGCAUCCACAACCGUAAAUGGAUCAUACGUGGAGGGUCGCACGAAACAGGAGAUGUAUGCAUACCACGUGGGCGCAAUGCCCUUACCAACACCAGCAAUUGGCAACCGGUACACGGGAGUGCUGAUUGGGUGGUCAGUAAUGUUAAGGAAAAACUUGUUUCGGAAUAAGAACCGUCUAAUCCUCUAAUCCCUAUGACGUGCAAGUAAGUCCGUCUCCUUGGCCAUCAACUACUAAAAGUAUAAGUAAGUGCUUCUGCUUGGCCAUCAACUACUACAAAUCACCAAGAGAAUUAGCUGCUUGAUUCAAGGAAGAUUUCCGCAACAGCGACCCCGUUUUCGUCUAAAAUCAAGCGCAAUCCGUUGAUAGCACAAUUCGCAUGGCCUAUCUGCUGCCUAGAUAUGCAAACACUAGUCCGCUUCUACACACGUGCGCACAUUCGGGAUGCUUGCGCUGACAUGCCUACGUUUUGCUGUGAUCGCCAUCGCUGGCGUGAGGAGCUGGUGCAAAGCGCUUUAACCUGUGAAAACCCUCUAUUGAUCAAUUAUGAGAGCAGGCCAGGGCUAGCGUGGGAUGUUCUUUUUGAACCCUUUUUUCUGUUUGAAGCCUCUAACUACUGGACAAGGAUUUUUGGCUUCUUUGGAAGACGCAGGUGAUCUUUGCUACACCAACAUCGCAAUCCGUGGGAUCGAAGGUGUUUCUGCACCACGAACGCCAGAAAUGCAUGAUGGGGGAGCUGAUAGCAGCAAUGACAACGUGCUCGGUUUUACAUUAAGGCUAUCUUGGGUGUAGGAAUCAAUCGGCGUCGUAGCUCUUGUCUUAGAAGGUACUACUUCAGCUACACAAUGCUAUACAAGAGGCGAUCAAUGGGAUGACAUGAAUAGAUAUCUCACUGUGAUUUUCCUCUCACAGUGGGUGUGUAGAUUCCUGUCAAGGGUGUGGUGUACAACUGACAACGACUCCUGCCACCAAGGUUAUUACGGCUUCUUUCAGGAACAGACUUUAUCGACACAGCUACAACAUCUAUCUAAUUCCCAAUGGCCGUGGGCAACUACAAAUUCAAAGCACCUUUGCCCUACCUCGACAAGUACUACGAGGAUAUGCGGUUUUACAUCGGUUCGAGCCAAGUUCUCUUCGCAGCGAUUUGGCGGAGUAGAUUAAGACUUCCGAAAAUCCCCCAUUUUGAGAAGCAUCUUGGACCUCUGUGCAAGGAGGAAGCGGGUCUACGAUACUUAACUCUGCGGAUGGAUUUCCGGAAGGUCUAAGUAGAAGUCUGACCCUCUAUGACUUGAUCCUCGGCGGACAGUGGCAAUUGUUCUCGAUCCUAGACGCCAUGGCCAACACGUGGAACGAUGCUAUCUUCAACGUAGGCGAGCCUACAGGAUAUGGUUGGGGACCAUAUGGCAGCCUAAGGCCAAGUGAGAUCAAGGCGAUCGAAAUGAGGGAGGCGAAGCGGUUGGGAGAAGGACGCGACGAUAGUGCUGCCAGUCUGAAUUUUAAGGCUCCUUCUACUAAUAGAUCAAUCUCUAUGUUGUUGUGGAUGAUCCCUUUAUCUUUAUCUGAGCAUAUUUUUUAAUUUGAUUCAAGUGGAAAACUAGGAUAAUCAACAUACUCUGUCUACAACAGGGAUGGACAUGGACUACGAGGACUUCUACAUCUACCGCCAGCUCUAAGAAUGUGAAACACGUCGAGCCCUCUUCUUCAGCAAACGGGGACGCGUUGAUGCCGAAGGAGAAUGACGCAGCGUUGAAACGGAAACUGGACCAGAAAAUCAUAGAAGUGGAUUUGCAGCAGGAAGGUAGUGGUACUACAACAGUGGACCUGCUAAGUACCGCAGAGCAAGAUGCCGAAGCUAAAAGACUGAGCGACAUCACUCGAGUCGCGACCUAUUCACAGCAGGCGUGCAAAAAAUGCCGCAUUUCGCAGUGGGCUACGCCAGAGCAGAAACGGAGGGACAAAGAAAUGGGCUUGCACAUUUUGAGGAUGCUAAAGCUCAAUCGACGCAUCUCCUUCGACGUCCUAUUAAAAUACGGAGAUCGAGGAGAGACCUGUGAGAUGGGGUCGAAUACUACGACGACUUGGGUCUGGAAAGAAUGGACGCCGAAUCAAGCGGAAAUUCUUGGGGACGAGCAACAAAGUCAGUUCUUAAGCUUAAGGUUUCCGCUAAUCCAUUUUCGGAAGCAUCAUCUUCCUCCUGAGAAGGCCCCUCAGUGGUAAGUACAAGGGAAGAAGCCAGAAAGCUUCUCGAGAUGACUUAGGGUGAGCUCUAAGUCCGGAAGCAGCAGAACUAGCAUCUUCGAAAUUUCGAAUAGUUGGUGGAAAAAAACAGUUCGUCAAAGUCUAUAUGCCAGCAUCGCAACCAGACAAAAUCACAUGCUUACUUAUGAAGAUCAUGAUUCUAGAAUGCACAGAAAGUAGAGGGAGAGGCACACAUCAUGACUCAUAUGCUCUGCUAGGACAGAGCAGUAACUGCCAAAAUAGUAGCUAGCCUCUUCCUCUCCAUCAUAUUUCUCUAACCUAAGUCUCGCAACUUUACGCCUUGCUCUCGCCUACAGCCUUAUCGCUCACGACGUGCCUGCUGUGCUACCUGUCAAGCCCGAUCUGGGACAUCAGAUGCAAAACGAUGCGAGAACGUAUAUUCAGGUGGCUAGUACAUACCUAGAAUUGGCAAUGCAAGCAAGCGCAAACCCAAUGCAGGAACUACUACUCUUUGGGAAUGUCCACGAGGAUAAACCGUUUCCCACGUUUCCGGUAUUGGGGUUGUUGACCGCGCUUUCGAUCGCAGCAAACAGUUUAUACUUGGCAAGGGGGAUGGGAUCCCUGUGGACGAUACCGUUUUUUAUGAUGGAGCAAGGAAGGGGUCUUUUUCUCUCUGUGCAUCUUCCUUCUGUGAAAGGGAAAUAAGCGGCGCAUCAAGGGAAAGUCUCGGAUGACAACAAGAAAGCAUCACCACUUCCAAUUCCAUGGUGUCAACAUGUGUCAUGGAGCCUCUUUUUCCGUUAAUAUGCAAACGAUCUUGGAGCCUUUCAACUAUCCUCUUUCUAACUUUCACGACAGUAUCGCAAACAACGUCCGCGUUGGCGGUGGGCAACGACCUUUUUGCACAGAUGGGCUGUUUCUCUCCUUCGUCGAUCACAUGCCGUUUGACCUCGAGAGCAGGGAUGAUGCUGAUGUUCAAAACUCUCUUCAAGCUCAGGGUCAGGGUGGCGAAAGCUCCUCAACUUCAAGUACUAUUUCCAUCAAAGGAGAUAAUGGCGAGGACAUAAAUGACAACAGUUCCUCUUCCCCUGCCGCACUCUUCGUCGAAGUUGGAUCACAUCAAGGCGACUGUCUUUUGCACGCUUUGCGCAAAUUCUCCCAUGUACAUGCAGUAGCUUUCGAGCCGAAUCAGUUGGCAGUGGAUGCCUUCGAGAGGACCGUGAGGGCCAACAAAUGGGAGUCGCGCGUUAGAAUUGUGAAGGGGAUCAUCGUGAAGGAGAAAGAAAGGGCGUUUACUACUACUUCUAGUGAUACAACUAGUGAAGAAGAUGAUGAUGAGCAGAAGACUGAUGUGACGAACUCAUCAACAUCUUCAUUUGAUUUACCACCUACAACGACGUCUACGGCUCAGACCCUGGACACGAAAGGCGGCACUAUACAGAAAGCAGAGGUGGACGUUGCAGUAGGUAACGCCAUCAAAAACCGAAAUACAAACAAGCACAACUUGCACACGGUUUUUCUGAAUCCGCAUGCCUCGGCGCAGAGCUUCGUCACACAAGACUCCUUUUUCGGGACGAAGAAUUAUGCGAGCAGAAGGAAUAGACUCUGUAGCAAAACCAGGUAGAAGGAGCGAAGUGUGAGCUAGAAGUUUUUCUGGCAGAGUAAGCUUAGACUCAGCGGUAAAGGUAAUUGGAGCAUUCUUGACCACAGUCAGUACAUCAAGCGGCGAUUAAAAUAAAAUUCGAACAAUGAUAAAUUUGAUGUAUCCUCUCGCCCACCAACUACUCCCGCUCACACCUCCUUCAUUCCCCGAAAAGCAAGAUCGCAGACGCUAGCAUGUGCCUUCUGAAUCCUGAAUUUGAGCAAUGCCAGGAAUAUGAUUUAGUACCAGCUACCACAUUGGACGAGCAUUUUCGACAUCCGAUGGCAUCGAAUUUCUUUCUACAACAGCAAGAAAUCCUUUACCUGAAAGUCCAUUGUCAAGGAUGUGAACUAGCAGCAAUGGUUUCUGCCAAAACCCUGUUUCGACAAGAAAGGAUCUGUGUGGCGACAGCGAAAAUUGAGACAAUUUUCGAAGGACUCAUUGACGCGAUGAAGACGGGCAGUACAGAGGUGACGACCACAACGAGGCCACCAACAAGGCUAGUAGCGAGCUUGCGGGAUGAAGGAAAGAAGGAACAGGCGAAAGUUGUUGUAGAGACAGCAUCAGUACAACAAGAUGAAACUACUUCUUCUACUUCUACGGCUCCUGAAGAUUCUCUGCCAGCACCAGAAGCAGACCCAUCAUCCUCAUCUCCUUCUAGUCCCGACAAGCAGACUAAGCGUGGUCGCACAGCGACGUGGCUCAUGUCAGCUGACGCCUCCACAACAGACCCAGACCCCGUAGCUCUAGCUGCAGCAGAAGCCCUGUGGUCUCUCAAGUACAGGAUAUCGAUCGUCUUCGCACCGCAAGGCGAUGUCUUUCAGUCCAUGUAUCGCAAGAUGGACUCUGAAAUCGACGAAAAAAAAGGCAGGAUCACUUUCGGAUGCAAAGAUAGAAAGCAUCGCGUAGCAGAUGAUCCACCUUCUAGUACGUCAGGUGAACAAAGUGCAAGCAGCACAGCGAGCAGGAGAAGUUCAAAGAACCACGCGCAGGGCAUGUUGACCGAGUGCUCAGAAGACUCAGAAAAGCGGCGUUUAGCGUGGCAAUUGCAGAAGAGGUCGAUCAAUUUUGCUGGUGACAUACAAUUGGAGGGAGAAAGUAUACUAUUGCUCUCGAAGCAAAAACCAGAUUCCAAAAAAUGUCGCAAAGUUCAUGACUUCUUUCUCUAGAAGCAGGGGGGCCUACAAUUAUGAAAAUGAAUCGUCAAUGUUGUUGUUAUGAUCGAUGUGCUUUUUUGUACUAUGCUUAGAAAGAUUUGAU